Galendromus occidentalis (western predatory mite) is the source of this 2757-nucleotide messenger RNA. RefSeq names its product GPI inositol-deacylase (gene PGAP1). NCBI's taxonomy places the organism in Eukaryota, Metazoa, Arthropoda, Arachnida, Mesostigmata, Phytoseiidae. The record is from RefSeq and is a predicted model, not a curated record. The transcript is spliced from 8 exons. Gene Ontology annotation, cellular component: endoplasmic reticulum. Gene Ontology annotation, molecular function: phosphatidylinositol deacylase activity. Gene Ontology annotation, biological process: GPI anchor metabolic process; endoplasmic reticulum to Golgi vesicle-mediated transport.
AUGGCGGUCUCGACGGGAACUCUAGUCGGAUCUUUCGCUGUGAUCUGCAGCCUUAUCUUCUUUCGACAUGUUCUCGAUCUUCCGUACAAUCGGUGUCACAUGACGUAUAUGCCAUCGGUUCCACAGUAUUACCCUGUGCAUAUGCCGGCGAAUGUGUCGAAGAAGUUCCCACGCUACAAUCUCUACCUCUAUGGCGAAGGGUGAGUGGCUCGACGGAUCGGCGCGCCAUACGAUCCUGUUGAAGAUCCCCCGGCUGGAAUCCCGCUGAUAUUCGUGCACGGCAGCGCUGGGAACCGAGGUCAAGUCCGAUCUCUGGCCUCGAUUCUGAAAUUGAAAUCCGAAAUGAUGCACAACUACGAGACGAUCUACUCCGUCUACACAGUUGACUUCGCCGGGGAACUGUCGGCUUUGUACGGAGGUCUUCUCACGCGACAGGCUGACUAUCUCAAUGAAUGUCUGAAAAUGAUUUCGAAGCUUUGGGAAAGGUCGAAUCCCGACCGACCCUUACGCGUCAUCCUCAUCGGACACUCGAUGGGAGGUAUCGUGGCACGGAGUCUCUAUCUGCAACCGGACUUUGAUGUGUCCACCGUGGCUCUACAUAUCGAGUUAGCCUCUCCGACGAGGAGACCUGUGAUUUAUUUAGAUCGGGGAUUGUGGGAAUUCUACGAGCGGGUUACAGGGCUAUGGGAUCAAGUCGGACACGUCCUCCCACCGGUCCUCAGCGUCAUGGGUGGUGAGAGAGACUUGCAGGUCCGAUCGAACCUCGGGGAUUCCCCACAGAAUCUGAAGGUCCUAUCGGAGUCAGUCCCACACUGUUGGGCUUCCGCAGAUCAUGCCUGCAUCGUUUGGUGCAAACAGCUCCAACUUGUCCUCUCUCGGGCUCUGACGGAUGUUUCGGAGGUCAUUCAGACAAGGGAUCGCAUCCUGAAAAUUCUCCAUUAUCACUUCAUCAGGAAAUUCGCCGAACACACGUCGCUUCAGCACCUGCCGAGACUCGCCCGAUUCACCGAAUUCCAAAAAGGUCGAAAGUGGCUGGAAAUGUUCGAAGCUACGUGGCGUUUCGCCAAACAAAAAACCGUGUCUGCCGUGUCGCUCUACGUUCCGAUGUACAAAAAUACCCAGAUAACCUUCCUUGCCUACGGCUUGAAAAACGAUGAUUGGCUCUUCGGUUGUACGGAGAGCGAUAGCGGGGCGAAAAUCGCCAGCUGUCGAAUCGGUGUCGACAUAUCGAGGAGGAAUCAUCUCUUCCCGCCCUCGAGAGAAGUGAGCGACGCGAUGUUUGGAAGCGUAGCCUCUGCGUCGGGUCGCGUGUACCACGUAUCUUCGAACGAACUCACCGAGAAGAAUUAUCAGUCGCUCGUCGUAAACGUACCUGCUCUCCUGACGAACGUGGUCAUCCUCGGCGAGCGCUACGACCCACAGAAGAGAAGUCAUUCCUUUGACACGUAUUCCUUCUUGAGGGGAUUUUUCUCCGAAGUCAAUGUUCUCUCGAUCCAUCUCGCUGAUCGCGCUAUCUACCAGCGGCUGGAUUUCAAGAACUUCCAACACAUGUGGCAGGCCUACUCCAUCCGUAUCCACACAAAUUUGUGUCUGGACGGUACAACCGAGCAAACCCACGCACGGUUCCGCACGGACUGGUCGAACGAGGAGCGUUUCUUCCCGGUUGCCGGCGUUGGCCAAUCGUGGACGGAGUUCACAUUGAAACUGUUCAGUACGCCGGCUUUCAAGGACGAUCAUAACAGCACGCUUGAGUUCUACUUCGAUCCCGAUUGCUCAUAUGAGGUCUUCCUCCGCUAUGAUUUGAAGACCUCGCUCAGUCAAAUACUGCGCUACCACGGCGAAGGAGUUCUGGCAUACUGUUUCGCCUUUGUGCUCGUUGUCAUCACGCGUCAACUGGCCGAUCUGGGCAAGCUGGGUCUUUGUUUUGGUUUCGGGGACUCGUUUCAGAGGAGCGCGACUUUUGCCCAGCUGACGCUGAUCCCUGCUCUUCUCGAAGCGCUCUCGUUCCUGCCGUCGGUGCCGCCCCCGCUGGCGCCGUAUUUGGGUCGCGUGAGGCUACAAGCGGAGAUUUCGCACACGGAGUCCUUAAUCAUAAGAGCACUCACUUACUCGCUCGCGAUCGGGUUGAUCUCGCUCCUGGCCAAAAUCAUCGAACUCUUGCUCAGAUCUUUCGCCGAAAUAUACAUCAGGGUCAAGAAGAGAAUGCGCUCCGCGUGGGAAGACCCGAAUACAGCACCGCAAUACAAUGAGAAUCAUACUUCCCGUUACCUGACUGCGUCGCUGGUGGGCAUGCUCGCCCUCUCGUUCGGAACCGGCGGCGGUAUCGCCCUGGUUGGGGUCGUUAUUGUACAUUUCAUACAGGUGUCGGUGCUCGCCUGCCAGAACCGAUUCCUCGAGGACAGGAAAGGCCCAUCCGCGUACAGCUCUCGAUGGAAGCUGCAGAGCAGUUUGUUGUUGAUGCAGAUCCUCUGCUUGCCCAUGUACAUUCCCUCGCUCCUGGUGUGGUGGAAUAGCUUCCAGCCGCUACCCAACGAUCCCUUCCUAUACUCGGCACCGAUGACGAUAUUGUGUGCGACCGUCGUCUUGCAAUCGAACGUGCCGCAUCCGAACAGGUACUACUACCGCACCACUGGAUAUUUCAUCUUCCUGUUGGCGAUAACGAGCGUUCUGGUCUGCCAGGAGGCGAUGUUCCGUCUCGUCUACCUCCAGCUCCUGGUUUUCGGAGCCCUACUCUUCCAGCAGAAUUUCAAACCGUGA